Rhipicephalus sanguineus (brown dog tick) is the source of this 1235-nucleotide messenger RNA. RefSeq lists its product as uncharacterized. NCBI's taxonomy places the organism in Eukaryota, Metazoa, Arthropoda, Arachnida, Ixodida, Ixodidae. Bases 1 to 1203 code for a protein of 400 amino acids. The record is from RefSeq and is a predicted model, not a curated record. The transcript is spliced from 5 exons. Gene Ontology annotation, biological process: protein processing. Gene Ontology annotation, molecular function: metalloendopeptidase activity. Gene Ontology annotation, cellular component: plasma membrane.
AUGUCCCAGAGCUUCUCUCGAACAACGCAGGUGCCCGAAGAGCUGCAGUCAUGUGUUCACCUGCUGGCCAGAACGUACCGCUACGGCACCCUGUCCCUCGCCCGCCAUGCAGUCAGCCGCGACACCAGCGAGGGACAUAGCUACAAAUAUGAAGGCGACAUGCGAGCCCUGGUAGACGGAGCGCGAGAGCAGGUGUCCGCCCUGCUGCGCAAACACACUGAGGGGAUGACAUCCGCCGAGCUGUGGACGGCGCUGCAGAGGCUCGACACAUUGCGAGUGGUCUUCCUCGGAGAGCCUGAGGACAGCGUGGAACAACUGUCACGUUAUUACGGUGCUGCGGUGGCCAGCAACGGCACGGUCUAUUCCUUCGUGCAGGCACGUGGCACUGCGAUGAGCCAAAGCUCGAAAAACGCGAACGCCGGCAGCGCCUCGUCGAAGUCGGCGGCUGCGCCCAGCCUUCUGGAGGAGUACGUCGUCCGUCAGAACGCGACCAACGCGCUUUACUGGAGCAAUCCGGAGCGAGCUGAAGAGAACCUGGAGACUCGGUGGCCUCCGUUUCGCGUCAAGCCGCCGGCCGACUACUUCGAGACGCGAAACACGCUCCUCAUCUCCCCCAGCCUGGUGUCCUUCCUAUCCGCGAUGCUGAUUGGCCUCGACCCUCUCGUUGUACCCGCCCUUGGCUCAGACGUUGUUCGCGCCCUACUGAGCGUCGUGGUCAGUAGCCAGCAGUCGUCGGACAUCGGAACGACUGGCCAGCAGAGUUCUGCAGGGCACAUUGCCUCCAUGAGUCGACACAGAGAGGAAGCUACACGCUGCCUGUCUGAGCAGUAUGCCAAUCUGACGGGAGACCGCAAGGCACUGGCCCGUUCGCGCGACCUCUUCUUCGACUCCGCUGUUGUGGAGCCCCUGUUCGAACUCUACAGGACCUACUUGGCAAAGUACCCUGAGCUACGUGAUGGCCCCAACAUUGCGGAGUUGCCAGGCAAGAACUCCUUGGAACUGUUCUUCGUCAACUACGCGGUGGCUCACUGUGAGCACGCACCGCGAUCGGUUGACCUGUCAGCUUCGACAGACGCGGACAGGGCGCUGUCGCCGGCUGCGCGUCUCAACGUGGCUCUCAUGAACUCCAAGGCAUUUGCGGCCGUCUUCCACUGCAAGGAAGACGAUGUGAUGAACCCGCGCAGCAGGUGCCAAGUGUGGUGACAAGAAAGUGACGCAGGCUGCCGCAAAGUGGA